Molecule: messenger RNA, 1843 nt
Organism: Pocillopora meandrina
Lineage: Eukaryota; Metazoa; Cnidaria; Anthozoa; Scleractinia; Pocilloporidae
Source: the annotation of a GenBank genome assembly
CAUCCGUUAGCUAUAAACUAUUAAACUGUUUCCUUUAGCUUAGCGUUCAGCUUUCGUGCAAGUUGAAAUCGUAUUUAUGAUUUCUCCAGGACUUCAUCGCUAACACUUAUCAAUAAAAUACGUGUUUGAGCGCAUAAAUUAUUUACUCUUCAAAACCGUGAAUUCCAGUUGUGUCUUUUCCUCUACAUCGAUCUAGGAGAAGUAGUAUGUGAAUAUCUCGAUUUCUUUGCUCGGUUGUGCAAAACGGGAGUGUAGAGAAGUCGUCAAGCUUAUACUGGAGUAACUUAUCUUUUCCUCUACAGUUGGAAGGUUCGUCGGCGCGCCAAAAUCAUGAGGGCAUAUGCCGUGAUCGUGUGCCUACUCCUUAUUCUGUACCAAGUUAGUGCGGCUCCAAGGCCAUGUAGAAAUAGACGAGAUGUAAGUGACAAAAAGACUGACGAUAAAACAGAAAAUAAGGAGAAUGAUCAUGAAAGUUCAGAGAAGAGUGAAGCAAAAGGAAGUCAAAAGGACAAAAAACAGUAUGUGCCAUUUUAUCCAGCCGCUCCCGCUGUUCCAGCAUAUAACAUGGGAGAUGUCAUUUGUGAGGACAGUAGACCUGUGCAAGUUGUCCAAAUAAGGGAUUUAAGUAUUGUGAAUGGAGUCAUCAAGUCUAGCAAUAUCUCAUAGAUCCUAGGUAAGUGGAGUUCUUGAUUCCUUUUGUUUUUUUUCUCGACAUAAAACUACAGGUGCAAGGUCGCUUUCGAUGACUCGAAAGAUCUUUCGCCUUUCAGUUUUUACUAAUCUUGCCGAGUAAGGACUGAGAAGUUUCUGUCUAAACGCUCCUGGUCCAAAAAUUGGUUUUCGUGGCUUACGAACUUGUAAAAAUAAGGACGAAGACAUUUUAAUGAGAUGCUUUUUGCCUUCAAAUGCAAUCAAUGGUGUUUUAAAGCUGUGUUCAACAGGUACCGAAAAUGAAUCAUCGCACGAGUGGUGAAAAGAUGAAGUGCUUUAUGAAUCCAACACAAUGGUUUUGUGCUUGGACAGAAGGAAAAAAUAUCACUUUUCUUAAAUCUAAUCUUUUUUAGUGAAAACAACUUUCAAUUGAAUUCUUUUUCAUUAUUUUUUUUAGCUUUGGAAACCUGUUUCUGUGGCUGUUUCUAUCGGAAACUGUAACUUUUGUUUUUAAGGAGAAAUUACAUGUGGAUCGGUAGAUUGGCAUAAAUUAGCCUACAGACGUAAUAUAUCUCUUACCAAGAAAUGAAAGUGAGAAUUCAUUUUCUUUGCAGAUGGCAGACCACAAGUAGAAGAAAUUUGGAUAUUGGAUAGUUUUUGUACAAAGACACAUUUUUGAACGUUUGCAGCAAGUGUUUGUGGUUUGCGAUUCAAUUCUUUACGAAUUUUUAUUCGCGUCCCGACAUGGACUACAGAAAUGGAGAAAAUUUAUUUCUCAAACCACUAAAAAACUCGACAAGGAGAGGUUACACCGAAUGGAUGAGACUAGCAUGGACAUAUCGACAGUUUUAAUGUGGCUAUUCAAGGAGAUUUGAGGAUCCGCGAGAGACAGAGAAACUUUUAGAUCCGUCGAGUAUGAUCGACUUGCCAUAUUGUAUAGAAAAAGAAUAUUGAAAAGGGCUCUUUCCAAACGACUUUUUGUGAAGUUUAAGCUUUUGAAAGGGAGAGUUAUUCCACAAAUGAUGUCUUCAUUCAGUAAGGCGUUAUGUACAUAUCUUGUUGAGACAUUUGCAGCCGUCGAUGGUAGAAUUACACUAGAUAUACACGAAAUUCACGACUACACGACAAGAUGGUAUUGCAGUAGCUUAGCUUGUUUGUAAAAAGGAAACAAAUCACAAAUUACAAACCAAAU